This is a messenger RNA of Ectocarpus sp. CCAP 1310/34, 1137 nucleotides long. NCBI's taxonomy places the organism in Eukaryota, Phaeophyceae, Ectocarpales, Ectocarpaceae. The record is from the annotation of a GenBank genome assembly.
AUGCCUACAUCGCCUGCGUUUCCGCUCCAGAAGUACCAGCUCAUAUCGUCCAUCAAGCUACAACAAGCUGCAAAGGAGCAGGCGAUGGCGGGGGACGUCGCCGCGAAGGAGCAAGUAGCGGCCGCCAAGGCCGAACGUGACCGCGCUGCCUACGGCGGAGGGGCGGUCUCUCUGCUCGCGGGGGGAGGGGAGUCGCCGCAGGCGGCGGCUCCGCCACCGGCUCCGCCCCUCGCAGAGCUCCUGCCACAGGACGGGGCUCUGCUGGGGGGGGGCGUGGUCUUGGUUCCACCGCGGGUGGGCGAGGCACGUCCUCGGGCGCGGGAGGCGCGGUCGGACGUAGGCAUGUCUCCGCUAGGGGUGGACGCCCCAGAAUGGGGGCUGGGGCUUGGUGGGAUAGACGACGUGGAGGAGCUAGGGGAAGAUCCCGAGGACCCCCGGGGCGAGGACGAGGACUUUGGUGGCGGCGGGCAGGGGGACUACGACGAUGGCGACGAGUCUUCUGCCUCAGGGUUAGUGCAUGGGGAUGAAGGCAGCGACGGACAAGGCCAGUUCGAGCUCGACGACGAGGAGGCGACGGAACUCUCCGCGGGCAAGGCGGGUCGGAAGGUGCGCUCCGGGAGGGGGGGAGGCGUGCGAAAGCAGAAGUUUCGCGGAACCCCAGGUGGCGUCUCGGGUGGUAGCUCGGAGAUAAUGGACUUGAUGAAGAUGGCUGUGACCAAGUUGGUGGACAGACCGAACCCUCAGCAGCAACCGCCCGCGCCCGCCGAACUCGAUGCGCUUAGGGCACAGGUUGCGCACAACACUCAGCUCGCGCAACGCAGUCACGACAUGGCCGAGCAGAGUCUGCAGCAGUCCCAGCAAGGGUUGGGGUUGUUGCAAAGUAUUGCGGCCAAAAUCGGCGUGGGACAGCCAGGAGGACAUUCAGGGGGGGCGGCGACAGCUCCUUGGGCGCCGCCGCCGACUACUCCGGUGGCACCUCAAGCUACCGCUGCCGCGGCGACCUCAUCACCGCGGCCGCCGCCGCCAGCUCCGGCGCCAGCUGCCGCCGCAGCGGCGUCCCCGGCGGGUGCCCCACCUGCGGUGGGAAUACCCCCUCCCGCUGUUCUCCCAGGGGGGCGCCUUCGGGAGGCCGGGUGA